CGCCCCGGCCUCCUCCGCUCAGUCGCUGGGUUCUGCCAGCCUGGGAACGGAGACCCAAGCUGGGAACAGGCCCGGGGGAGGCGGGGUGGACGGCGCUGGCUGCAGCUGUUGUCUCUGGAGCGGUGCGGAACCUGUGCUUUCUUGCCCCCGCAACUCCGGGGAUGUGACCGGGGCCAGCUGAGAGAAUCAGAGGCGAACCCCGCCACAGCUGUCCCAGCCCCAGGACCCCCCUUCUGCCAAGCCCUCGGGGGGGAGGGGUCGGUCCGCCCCUCCCCUCCUCUCCCCUUCCCUCCCUCAGCUCCUCUCCCCUUCCCUCCCUCAGCUCCUCUCCCCUAGGUCCUUCUCCUUCCUCUCUUUUUCGAGGCUGGGGACCGAGUGACAGGCGGACACACGGAAACGGGCAGCCAACUGGAGCCAGCGGUUUCAGAAGUAGAGAGAAAGAGAUGUGACCUGUUGCUUUUGGGCAGAGGAGGCCCUUCUCUCUCUUGCACCAGACGGCAAAUAUACUAAAGAAAAUUCAGCACUGGAAUGGCUUGCCUCACCAUGACAGAAAUGGAGGGAUCAGCCACAUCUUCUACCCACCAAAAUGGAGAUAUUCCUGGGAAUGAUGAUACUUUGAAACAGAUAGAGCCAGUUCUUCAGGUCUAUCUUUACCACUCUCUUGGGAAGGCUGAAGGAGAUUAUUUACAGUUUCCAGUUGGGGAAUAUAUUGCUGAGGAAAUUUGUAUUGCUGCUUGUAAAGCUUGUGGUAUCACACCUGUCUAUCAUAAUAUGUUUGCUUUAAUGAGUGAAACUGAGAGGAUCUGGUAUCCUCCCAACUAUGUCUUCCAUGUAGAUGAGGCAACCAGAUUCAAUGUACUCUACCGAAUAAGGUUUUACUUUCCUCGUUGGUAUUGUAAUGGAAGUAAUAGAACAUAUCGGUAUGGAAUAUCUCGAGGUGCAGAAGCCCCACUUCUCGAUGACUUUGUCAUGUCAUACCUUUUUGCUCAGUGGCGGGAUGAUUUUGUUCACGGAUGGAUCAAAGUACCUGUGACUCAUGAAACGCAGGAAGAAUGUCUUGGGAUGGCUGUCCUAGAUAUAAUGAGAAUAGCUAAAGAAAAGGAUCAGACCCCACUGGCAGUCUAUAACUCUACCAGCUACAAGACCUUCUUACCAAAAUGUGUUCGAGCAAAGAUCCAAGAUUAUCAUAUUUUGACACGAAAGCGAAUAAGGUACAGAUUCCGCAGAUUUAUUCAGCAGUUCAGCCAAUGCAAAGCUACUGCCAGAAACUUGAAACUUAAAUAUCUUAUAAAUCUGGAAACUCUUCAGUCUGCCUUCUACUCAGAGCAAUUUGAAGUAAAAGAACCUAGCAGAGGUCCUUCAGGUGAGGAGAUUUUUGCAACCAUUAUAAUAACUGGAAACGGUGGAAUUCAAUGGUCACGAGGGAAACAUAAAGACAGUGAAACCCUGACAGAACAGGAUUUACAGAUGUACUGUGACUUUCCUGAUAUUAUUGAUGUCAGCAUUAAGCAAGCAAAUCAAGAAGGUUCAAAUGAGAAUAGAGUGGUGACUAUUCAUAAGCAAGACAGCAAGAAUUUGGAAAUUGAAUUUCACUCAUUGAGAGAAGCUCUAUCUUUUGUAUCAUUAAUUGAUGGAUACUAUAGAUUAACUGCAGAUGCACAUCAUUACCUCUGUAAAGAAGUAGCGCCCCCAACAGUCCUUGAAAAUAUCCAAAGCAACUGUCAUGGCCCAAUUUCGAUGGAUUUUGCCAUAAGUAAACUGAAGAAAGCAGGUAAUCAGACUGGCCUCUACGUUCUUCGAUGUAGCCCUAAGGACUUUAAUACAUAUUUCCUCACUUUUGUUGUUGAGCGGGAAAAUGUCACUGAUUAUAAGCACUGUUUGAUUACAAAAAAUGAGAAUGGGGAGUUCAACCUCAGUGGAACUAAGAAGAAUUUCACUAACCUUAAAGACCUUUUGAAUUGCUAUCAAAUGGAAACUGUCCGAUCAGAUAGCAUAAUUUUCCAGUUUACCAAGUGUUGCCCCCCAAAGCCCAAAGAUAAAUCGAAUCUUUUAGUCUUCAGGAGUAAUGGUAUUUCUGAUGUUUCCACAUCACCAACAUUGCAGAGGCAUAAUAAUGUGAACCAAAUGGUAUUUCAUAAAAUCAGAAAUGAAGAUUUAAUAUAUAAUGAAAGCCUUGGGCAAGGCACUUUUACCAAGAUUUUUAAAGGUAUAAGAAGAGAAAUAGGAGACUAUGGCCAACUCCAUGAAACAGAAGUCCUUUUAAAAGUUCUGGAUAAAGCACAUAGAAAUUACUCAGAGUCUUUUUUUGAAGCGGCAAGCAUGAUGAGCCAGCUUUCUUACAAGCAUCUGGUUUUAAAUUAUGGAGUCUGUGUCUGUGGAGAAGAGAAUAUUCUAGUUCAAGAAUUUGUGAAAUUUGGAUCGUUAGAUACAUACCUGAAAAAGAACAAAAAUUCUAUAAACAUAUUAUGGAAGCUUGAAGUGGCCAAGCAAUUGGCCUGGGCCAUGCAUUUUCUUGAAGAAAAAAGCCUCACUCAUGGUAAUGUAUGUACUAAGAACAUUUUACUAAUCAGAGAAGAGGACAGAAAGACAGGAAAUCCUCCUUUCAUCAAGCUCAGUGAUCCUGGCAUUAGUAUUACAGUUUUGCCAAAAGACAUUCUUCAGGAGAGGAUACCAUGGGUUCCACCUGAAUGUAUUGACAAUCCUAAGAACCUAAGUUUGGCAGCAGAUAAGUGGAGUUUUGGUACCACUUUGUGGGAAAUCUGCAGUGGAGGAGACAAACCUCUGAGUGCAUUAGAUUCUCAAAGAAAACUGCAGUUCUAUGAAGAUAGACACCAGCUCCCUGCACCAAAGUGGACAGAGUUAGCAAAUCUUAUCAAUAAUUGUAUGGAUUAUGAGCCAGACUUCAGGCCUUCUUUCCGAGCCAUCAUACGAGACCUUAACAGCUUACUCACUCCAGACUAUGAACUACUAACAGAAAAUGACAUGUUGCCAAAUAUGAGAAUUGGUGCCCUAGGAUUUUCUGGUGCUUUUGAAGACAGAGAUCCCACACAAUUUGAAGAGAGACACCUUAAAUUCCUACAGCAACUUGGAAAGGGUAAUUUUGGGAGUGUGGAAAUGUGCCGAUAUGACCCUCUACAAGACAACACUGGUGAAGUGGUGGCUGUGAAAAAGUUACAGCACAGUACUGAGGAGCACCUGAGAGACUUUGAAAGAGAAAUUGAAAUUCUUAAAUCUCUGCAACAUGACAACAUUGUUAAAUACAAGGGAGUGUGCUACAGUGCUGGCCGUCGUAACCUGAGACUAAUUAUGGAAUAUUUACCUUAUGGAAGUUUACGUGACUAUCUCCAAAAACAUAAGGAAAGGCUGGAUCAUAAGAAACUUCUGCAGUAUACAUCUCAGAUCUGCAAGGGAAUGGAGUAUCUUGGUACGAAAAGAUAUAUCCAUAGAGAUCUGGCCACGAGAAAUAUUUUAGUGGAAAAUGAGAAUAGAGUUAAAAUUGGAGAUUUUGGAUUGACGAAAGUCCUGCCACAAGAUAAAGAAUACUACAAAGUGAAAGAACCUGGUGAAAGUCCCAUAUUCUGGUAUGCUCCAGAAUCACUCACGGAAAGCAAGUUUUCGGUAGCCUCAGAUGUGUGGAGUUUUGGAGUAGUUCUAUAUGAACUUUUCACAUAUAUUGAGAAAAGCAAAAGCCCACCAGCGGAAUUUAUGCGUAUGAUUGGUAAUGACAAACAAGGGCAGAUGAUUGUAUUCCAUCUAAUAGAACUUUUGAAGAAUAAUGGAAGGUUGCCAAGACCAGAUGGCUGUCCUGAUGAGAUUUAUUCUAUCAUGACCGAAUGCUGGAACAAUAAUGUAAGCUUACGCCCUGCCUUCAGAGACCUUGCUGUUCGAGUGGAUCAGAUAAGAGAUGACAUGGGUGGAUGAAAAAAUGGAACUUCAUCUUAAUGCUAAAUUUUGCCCUUCAGGACUAUUCUCACACAAGUUGUGGUGGUGAACAGAACAGAAAUGCAAAUAUCUCUUCAGAACUUACAAAUGCAAAUCUCUCUUCAAAACUUGCAGAUUCCAUGAAGUGUUUGUUUUCUCCACGAGGAUGUAUUUGCUCCCAUGAGAACAUGCCAAUGAAACCUAUUAAUAGGGAAUUUUUUUUUGUAUCAACAUGGUAAAAGUGUUCCUGUGUAUGGUCAGUCAGUAUCACCAUUAUUUGCCUUACUUGGCAAAGCAAAAAAGAAAAGGAGGGAAAAAAAGAGAAAGACUUCUUUUUUGACUCAGUUAAAUUUUUGAGAGGUGAAAACAUUUAAUGCUUUUUUUUGCAAAGUUAAAGAUGCAGAGAAUAUAUUUGUACAGUCUUUUCCACAGUGAAUGUAUAAAGAACUUGGCCUCUCGUGUAGUGUUUUGCACAAAAGUUUAUAGUCAUUGGUAUUAUUUUCUAAUUUUUCCAGUGUUGAUCCACACAUAUUAGCUUCGUGAACAUUAGAACCAAGAUAAGAUGUUUAGACUUCUUAAUAAGCAACUUUCUGUGUGCC
Messenger RNA from Vombatus ursinus (common wombat), 4520 nucleotides. RefSeq names its product Janus kinase 2 (gene JAK2). NCBI's taxonomy places the organism in Eukaryota, Metazoa, Chordata, Mammalia, Diprotodontia, Vombatidae. Gene Ontology annotation, molecular function: cytokine receptor binding; non-membrane spanning protein tyrosine kinase activity; histone binding. Gene Ontology annotation, cellular component: cytoskeleton; membrane; cytosol. The transcript has 25 exons. Gene Ontology annotation, biological process: peptidyl-tyrosine phosphorylation; hemopoiesis; cell differentiation. The record is from RefSeq and is a predicted model, not a curated record. The coding region runs from base 529 to 3921 and encodes 1130 amino acids.